Messenger RNA from Penicillium mononematosum, 1203 nucleotides. RefSeq lists its product as uncharacterized. The transcript has a single exon. The record is from RefSeq and is a predicted model, not a curated record. The coding region runs from base 1 to 1203 and encodes 400 amino acids. NCBI's taxonomy places the organism in Eukaryota, Fungi, Ascomycota, Eurotiomycetes, Eurotiales, Aspergillaceae.
AUGGACCGUGCCGAGGACAAAUCUGCGCCUCAACAUCCCGGCGUUGCUCAACUGGGAACAUUCGCAAAGCUCCCACUUGAACUUCGUUGGACGAUAUGGGAAUCUGUCUUCGAUGAAAUACAUUCCACCCCUUUUGCUUUAGCUAUCUCGCGUUGCAGCCGAUACCUCUAUCAAGAGAUAUCAGACCAUCUUUUUGAGGACUUCGAGCACGAGUUUCAAGUUGCGGGCGGGCUGAGAUUCAAUUUUACUACCAGGCGGACACACAGCCACGGAUGGGAAUUGAAGAAUAUUGAAGCUGUUCGCAACCAUCUCCAUACCUUUCCUUGGAGAAAUGUCGGGGGUAAAAUGUUUGUUAACAUUUCCCCUCCCCCCCCAAGAAGCCCCGGUCAAGUCGUGCAAAUAUGGCAGAAGGCCAACCAACUCAUCGAUACAUUAAAGACAACGCAUUCGGCUCCUUCAGUAUGGGUGAGUCUACUAGAGGAUUGGUCGAGGGAUGAAAAACCACAAGAGAGUAUCACAUACACCAAGGGAUAUCGCCCCGAUCAUGAUAUUGCAAUCAUCCCUUUCACACGCCUUUCAAAUUGGUACUAUCGAAUACCACCGGCCUAUUCUGCCACGGUAGCGACCGAACGCGAGUUACCAGAGAAGUCUCAAUCUCUUCUAUACCAAUAUGGGAAUGAUUUUAAAUCAAACGACUGGUGUUGCAUUACCACGGCGCCUAAAAAUUGGCUCACCGAUACCCGAAUCUUUCUUGACAGAAAGCUCGAUGAUAUUCCUGGAAAAACGGCUGGAGCUCUUCGCCUGGAACGAUUCCAAAACUGGUUCCAGGGUAGCUGGGUCUCGGAAUACGAAAAGCAAUUCACUGAGGAUCUCCAGAAACACCUACACAUUGUCCUAAGGCAUGACAUGGCAUUACGUGGCGCUAUGAGAAGACACAAGUUGUUGAUCUUGCUUCACCAUGCCUAUCGUGCCUCACAGGAUGACCAAGAGAAAGUGGAGGCUGCUUUGGAUGAAGGGAACCCUGUAAUUUACAAGCAUUGGAAUCCUCAAGUCUGGUCGGACUACUUCGGAGAUUGUAUGCCGAGCCUCAACUACUGGUUGGUCGAUGACAGGAUGGACCGAAAUUAUCGGUCUUGUAUAUAUUGGGGUUAUAGGAAACGCACGGUGUUUGGGAUUAUUUUAGCUGGAGCACUUCAACCAUGA